Amborella trichopoda is the source of this 1678-nucleotide messenger RNA. RefSeq names its product myb family transcription factor PHL7. The record is from RefSeq and is a predicted model, not a curated record. NCBI's taxonomy places the organism in Eukaryota, Viridiplantae, Streptophyta, Magnoliopsida, Amborellales, Amborellaceae. Gene Ontology annotation, molecular function: DNA-binding transcription factor activity; DNA binding.
CAGUAAAAAACUCAGAGGUCUUCCUCUCUCUGCCAAAACUUUAUUACCCCCACACUCUCUGAGAUUCUGAGCCAUUAUUUUUUCAUUUUUCCUUUCUAUUCGUAGAAGAAAUAUCCAGUUGAAAAACCCAAUUUCCAGAUUAAAUUUACCUUUCUUAAUAGGCGAGAUAUUGGGUUUUGUUCAUUGUUUUUCUCCCUACCUUUUAUUCGCAAUCAGGUGAAUUGGGUGUCAUUCAUUUCGCAUUUCAUGAAGGAUGUAGGUUGAGUAAAUUUUGUGGAAUUGAAAGCGGCUAUAGAUAGUGGCUCUUCCUGACAUUGAUAACUUGAGGCAAUUUGUCAUUGGAAUGCUCACCUUAGCAAUCAGGGAAACAUAUAGUGGUGCUCUGUAGGAUCAUUGCGAUGGUUCAAUUUUUCAUUUUCUUAAAGAAAAUGAUCAGAUUUUUCAAUUCAAAUAUGACUUAUGAAAUCUGAAUGUUGUUAAUUCAUGAAGUUCAGUUUGUGAUAAAUGUAUCAUCCAAAGAACAUUUCUAGUACUACCCUGGUGCCCACCAAGCCAUCAUCUCGUGAUCCACAAAUUGAUAAUGCUAAGAUGGCUGCAAAUAGUGGAGGGAACCCCGUUAACAACUCAAAUAUGGCUUCAAGGCAGCGACUGAGGUGGACAAAUGAGCUUCAUGAGCGCUUUGUGGAUGCUGUUGCACAGCUUGGUGGACCGGAUAGGGCUACUCCAAAAGGUGUUUUAAGAGUUAUGGGUGUGCAAGGAUUAACCAUAUAUCACGUCAAGAGUCAUUUACAGAAAUAUCGACUGGCAAAAUAUCUUCCUGAGUCGUCAUCUGAUGGAACAAAACCUGACAGGAAAGAAUCUGCUGACAUGUUGUCUAACUUAGAUGCUGCAUCAGGAAUGCAAAUAACUGAAGCAUUGAGGAUGCAGAUGGAGGUGCAGAAACGACUGCACGAGCAACUAGAGGUGCAGAGGCAGCUCCAGCUACGCAUCGAAGCCCAGGGCAAGUACCUCCAAAAAAUAAUUGAAGAACAACAGAGGCUGAGUGGUGUGCUUGCCGGAACUCCAGCUAUUGUGCCAGAAUCCGGUGACCACAUGCCAGAACCUGAUGCAAAAACUGACCCAGCAACCCCAGCUGUCACCUCUGAGGCCCCUUUAAAAGAUGAACCCACAAAAACAAAGUGUUUGGUAGCUAAGAGUUUCUCACAGGAGGAAUCAUUCUCUUCAAGGCAUGAGCCUCCCACUCCCGACUCUGGCUCCCCUGGAUCAAGCCCUUGUGCUGAAAGGCCUGUAAAGAAGCAACGUGGGCUUGAGCCUAGUGGGCUAGGUGGGCUAGGUCACCCAAUACUCGAGUCAAGCUCUGGGUCAGUUUUUAGGCAGGCAGAUAUGUGCUCUGCUUACUCCUCUUUGGAGGGGGUUUCGGGACGUUUCGAUUCACUGGGGUCGGUGUCUCUUUGUGAGAGAGAAGGGUUUGGGGAUGCUUCUGGGGCCGAGUUAUAGGAAAUUGGAGGCGUUUUUCGUCCUAGUCUUUGAAGUUCAUGUUUUCGAGUUUGCUCCAUUUUACUUCUUUUUUCUCUUGAUGUAUGUUUAGACUGCAGAAUUCGAAUUAAAGCUGUAUGUGACAUUUUAAUGAAUAUGUACCAGUUAUAAUGCAGAAUGGCUUCUGUCCAUAGCCCCUAAG